This is a messenger RNA of Nymphaea colorata (pocket water lily), 597 nucleotides long. RefSeq names its product putrescine hydroxycinnamoyltransferase-like. Gene Ontology annotation, molecular function: acyltransferase activity, transferring groups other than amino-acyl groups. Bases 1 to 597 code for a protein of 198 amino acids. NCBI's taxonomy places the organism in Eukaryota, Viridiplantae, Streptophyta, Magnoliopsida, Nymphaeales, Nymphaeaceae. The transcript has 2 exons. The record is from RefSeq and is a predicted model, not a curated record.
AUGGCCCGUCAACCAAAGCCCAAGCACCCAGAGCUACAAUACACUAUUGUGAUGGAAAGGGCACACUUCCCUUCUGCAUUUUUAGAGAAACUCAAGUCCAAGGUCUCUGGUGACAAUCCUUGUCAUAGGCCUUACACUACCUUUGAGUGCCUUACAGCCCACCUAUGGAGGAAGAUCACCCGUGUCAGGAAUCUAGAAGAGGAGUUGACCACAAAAGUGAAAGGCCUCCUGUCCAAGCCAGUGCGGCAUGCAGCUAGGCUCAUACAUGAUGCAGUGGCUCAAGUUGAUGGCGACUACUUCAGGUCAUUCAUUGACUUCUCAAGCUCAAAGGAAAAGAUGGAAGGGCUGGUGCCGAGCGCGUAUGGGGGAGACGUGUUGAGCCCUGACUUGGAAGUGUCCUCCUGGUUGAAUAUCCCCUUCUAUGACAUGGACUUUGGUACAAACCCCCCUCGCCUCUUUGUACCUUCAUAUGAGAGAGUAGAAGGGUUCUUGCAUAUCGUGCCUUCCUUCAGUGGCAAUGGAGAUGUUGAUGCCUUCGUUUCUCUGUUUGAGAAGGACAUGAGAUCCUUCAUAGAUGGACUGUAUUAUUUAGAUUAG